Messenger RNA from Rotaria socialis, 699 nucleotides. The record is from the annotation of a GenBank genome assembly. Lineage: Eukaryota; Metazoa; Rotifera; Eurotatoria; Philodinida; Philodinidae.
AUGAUGAUGAUGCAAAAAAAGUUUUAUGAUGAAAAUAAUCGAUCAUUGAACUAUACGAAAAGCGAUCAAUGUCAAGAUAAUAUUUCUAUUGAUAAUGAUGAGUAUUAUAGACAAAUCUUACAUUCAAAUGAACAUUUUAAUUAUAAUAAGGAUAUUACGUUUAAAAUUAUCUUCGCAAAUCGAUUUUGUUUAAUUUUAUUUAUUUUUCUAAUUUUAACAUCGCAAUCGAAUGCUUUACCUAUGUAUCAAACAUUAAGAAUACCUUUUGAUUCUAAUCAAUCGGGAAACUUAUCUCCUACUCAAAAACCUUUACCUACGGCGAUGGUUAAAAUAACGGAUCGUUCUAUGUAUCCUCAACACUACUACAAAGUUCAUCGACGUAUCUCGAAACCAAUUCAACCGCACCUUUCUCAUAUCCCGAGUUAUUCGAAUGGUGCUGGUAUUAAGAUUUAUGAUCAAACAAAUACGAAUCGUCAACAAGAACAACCAUGGUUAAUUACUUUUCAAAAUCCUAACGAACAACAGCAAACAAUACAAUUAAAACGUGAACGACAACGCCGAGCAAUGAUUGAAAAAAUGGUUACAUUAUUUGAUGAAGAUGGUAAUGGACAUUUAGAAAAAGAUGAAUUAUAUUCGAUGGCUUUACGUUCGCAUGCGUUCCCAAAAUUUUAUCAGUAUCUUAAACAAACAUCCUCAUAA